CGAAGAUCAAGAUUGUCUCUGUGAUUGAGAUCAACAAGAUGUCUAUCAAGAGGAUAGAGGAAAAUGUGCCACGCGCGCACAUCGAGCACCCUGCACCUAUCGGGGUCGAGAAUGAUGUUGAUGUUUCGACAGAGAAGCGUUCUUGGAGGAGCUAUCUUUGGGAUACAUGGGACAAGAGUCCAGAAGUGAGACGACUCCUGACCAAGGUCGACUGGACACUCGUGACAUUUGGCUGUUUGGGCACUUUCAUCAAGUUCUUGGAUCGACAAAAUCUGAGUACGGCCUUCGUGUCUGGAAUGAAGGAAGACCUAGGCUUCUAUGGAAAUCAACUGAUCUACGCGAACGCAAGUAUCCCCCCAGCACUAUUCCAUGAAAGAUCAUUAAGAGACAAGACAGACUUGCUACAGUGUUGCAUCGAUCAUUGCUCUUUGGCCGAGCAAUCUGAUCUUGACUCGCACCAGUCCAAGAUACUUCAUCACGUUCUUGGAGGUGGGAUGGACAAUAACGUGAGCUGCUUCAAUGUGCCCAGCCUCAGUCUUGUCAUUCUUACGAUAUGCAACAGCACCUUUGCCCAAUCAGCCAUGAAGACUUCGACACAGAUGUAUGUGUUGAGAGCAAUUCUUGCUCUGUUCGAAACAGGGCACUACUCUGCCAUAAUGUACCUUUGCGGCUCGUGGUAUCAAAAAGGAGAACUAUCUCGGCGCAUGGCGAUCGUGAAUAUGGCAGCACAAGCUGGUCCCAUGUUCAGUGCCUAUCUUCAAACGGCAGCGUAUUCUGGCUUGAACGGCGUAAAUGGCAUGGAAGGAUGGCAAUGGUUGUACAUCAUCGACGGAGUCUUUUCGGUUGGAAUCAUCAUUCCUCAAUUUUUCCUGCUCCCUGAAACUCCCGCCCGUCUGAAGCCAAAUUGGAUAUUCUCACAGAAGGAAAUCGAGUUGGCAAGAGAUCGAAUGCCCAAGGAAGGACGUGUCAGGCAAGGCAGAUUCACAAAGACUCAGAUCAAGAGAUGGUUUACAACGCCAGAGAUCUGGCUACUCUCUCUCAUUGCAGCGUCCCAGAACAUUGGCUAUACACCAAAUCAAUCUCUUCCAUUCUGGUUCAAGGCAUGGAAUACCAUCAAGAAAGGCUCUUUCACUGUUCAGCAGAUCAAUGACUACACUACACCGCUGUACGCUGUAACCAUUACAGUCACUACUUGCAUGGCGUGGGCUAGUGAUACCAUUUUCAAAGGUCGUCGAUGGCCUAUGCUCAUUCUGGGUGGAGCGGUCAACUUUGUGGUUUGCAUCCUUCUGGCCACCACGCCUGUAUUCCCCAAGAAUCGAGCAUUUCGCUGGUUUCUGUAUUACAACACUGGAUGGGGAGAGGCUUCUAACUGUAUGUUCUGGGCAUGGACAUCGGAAAUCUUGGCGGGAGAUCCUGCUACGCGUGCUUUCGCAGGAGCUAGUCUCCAGGUAUGGUCACAAGUUUUUGCAGCGACAAUUCCUCUUGCGGUCUUCCAGACAGUCCACCAGCCAGCGGUCAAAUCCGGUAACUUCACGGCAGCUGGCUUUUGGAUUGUCCAGAUCAUCUGCGCUCUCACACUGGCAUAUAUACAGCACCAAAAGAGCCUUCGGCCAGUCGAGAUUGUCAAAGCUGAAAGCGAUAGUGUUCAGAGUGAAGAUGUGGAUCCGGGAUCAGAAAAUGUGCAGGAGCUCAACGUUGUAGAGCUUUCGAAGCAAGCUUAGAACGACGUGGGGCCAGUUUGCAAAUAUGCGCAUCGUGGAAGGGGAGGAGUCGUCUGCAGUGAUGGUGCGAACCUCUGUUUGAGUUCCUACCAAGGUGCUGGAAGCUGUUUUGGGUAAGAAGCGUGGUCGAAUGUUGCAAAUGAGUACACUCAGGUCAGUGUACUGCUUGCGUGUGACAAUGAUUAGCAUACAUGUGUUGUGGCUAUCAUGCGCCAAGUGGCCUGACUGGAGAGCAAUUGAUGAGGUCGAUACCGAGGGAGACUUUGAGAUUUCCUCCGAAGCAAGCAAAUCUGCUGUCGUGUUCCGAUGCUCGAUAUAAUUGGC
This is a messenger RNA of Exophiala viscosa, 2045 nucleotides long. RefSeq names its product major facilitator superfamily domain-containing protein. Gene Ontology annotation, cellular component: membrane. Gene Ontology annotation, molecular function: transmembrane transporter activity. The record is from RefSeq and is a predicted model, not a curated record. The coding region runs from base 39 to 1721 and encodes 560 amino acids. Gene Ontology annotation, biological process: transmembrane transport. The transcript has 20 exons. Lineage: Eukaryota; Fungi; Ascomycota; Eurotiomycetes; Chaetothyriales; Herpotrichiellaceae.